GCUGCUCCCAGGUCAGAUGAAUACUUUUAUAAGUGUCCUCAUAAGGGUGUUCCAGACCUACACCCAAAGUGUGUCAUUUCCAGGAAAGAUGGAGCAGCACAUUGCACCUUAUAAAAGGAAGAUGAGACUCGGCAGAGUGAGCAGGUAACCGGAGAACGGCGUCACAUGCAGGUGUUGUCUUUCUUUCCUAAGAUGAUGGAAAUCAAGAAGACCUGGGCCUGGGCCAUUGUCAUACUUAUGCUGCUAGCUAUAAUUGUUGUUGGGGCAACAUUGAUAGGGGUGUACCUGACACAGAAGCACAUUGAACAGGUGGUGGAGAUGGCCUUUGAAGCCAAGAGUGGAGAGAAGGUCCAGCAGACGGUAAUGGUCAACAAGGAUGGGAAUGUGGCAGCGUUUUAUGUCAACGCCAACAACGAAUCGUCCACUAUCCUGUACGACUACAAUAAUAACAUCAUCGGCUUCAAGCGAGUGAACAAUCAGAAAUGUUUGGUUGUGGACAUGAAAGGUAUGAACAUCCCAUCAAUAAGCGACAUCCUGAGGGUCAUCAAACACUUCGAGAAACAGAACAAUACAUCUAACAGCGAUUUAUCUUACGAUCUGGUGGAAGGAGUAGAAGCCGACCGGACUAAACUGGGUGUCCACAUCAAUAUCCUGUGCAGUGAUGUCCCCAUCUACUGGGCUACACAGGACAAGUCCCCACACCUGCGCUGGACAUUUACACUCAAGUUCAGCAUCUUCGGUUUAGAUGUGGUGUUUACCUUCCAGUCCUGAUCAUCUCACCCACUAUUCGGCUUGGUUUACAUGUUCAUGUGUUUUUAUGCAGUUUUUGAGGGCAAACCCAGGCACGGACCAUAAAGAGAGAGUAGGUAUGAAGGACAGACACUACUUCACAUCGUAUUUUUUUUUUAUCAUUCCUGGUUUUGACUCCAAAAACGGCAUAAAAAAACCUGAACAUGUAAACCCAGUCUUAGGUUUGAAUCACAGGGUGUUGGCCGUGGCUUUGGGAAGGAUGCAAAUCAGGAUGUAAGUGCGACAUUUGGAAUUCCUUCCCCACUCCCUGAUAGACUUCCCAUUAUAGACUCUAUACUCCCUGCAGCAUUUCAGCCAGGAUUAUGUGGGCAACACUGGCACCAGAUUAUAUUUGAAUAUCCCAAACUGUACUCUGUUCUCACCUGACAUCUUGCUGGAAGCAGGGCCAUGUAAUAAUGAGAAGGACCCCACUGGAGUAUUAAAGACUCUUUUCCUAGGGUCCCCCUGUAUGGUACGUUUUGUCUUUGCUUGAUGAUUUGAGACUUGGUGCGGAUUACAGUUCCCUGUGACCAAGUGGAACUUCCAUACAGAGAACCUAGAGGAUGAAACAGAAGAAGCAAUACCUAAUUCCAACUGCUUAUUGAGGCACUGAGAAUCUCAUGUCAACGAGGGUUUGGAAACUUCGACCUUAUUUUUCAAAAUGUUGGCUGAGAUAUUGACAAACAAGCUGAAGAUCCUGUAUAAACUGUUAGCUAAAGAAGCGGGGCACCAGAAUCACCAUCAUGGCGGUGUAUUGUAAGCCAGUAUGUAUAGUUGGACGGAAUCGCACGUACUGUCUUAGUGGCAGUUUUUGGUGCAGUGUUUUGGUGCAGAGUCAAACACAGGAGUGGAUGCAAAUAAAGAGGAGACAUCUCAGCUUGUUCUUUAUGGUGCCUACUUAAUAUUAUUUAAUUCCCACUUUUUAUA
Bufo bufo (common toad) is the source of this 1716-nucleotide messenger RNA. RefSeq names its product pulmonary surfactant-associated protein C-like. The transcript is spliced from 6 exons. Lineage: Eukaryota; Metazoa; Chordata; Amphibia; Anura; Bufonidae. The record is from RefSeq and is a predicted model, not a curated record. Bases 166 to 771 code for a protein of 201 amino acids. Gene Ontology annotation, cellular component: extracellular region; alveolar lamellar body. Gene Ontology annotation, biological process: respiratory gaseous exchange by respiratory system.